AUGAACCCCUCUGGAAGCACAGCAGAGAUAAAGGUGGUGAUAGUUGGAGAUGGCGGCUGUGGGAAGACCUCUCUGCUGCUGGUGUUUGCUAAAGGAGACUUUCCAGAGACUUACGCCCCAUCUGUGUUCGAGAAAUACAACACAACGAUAACAGUGGGAGGAAGUGGAGUAAGACUGAACCUGUACGACACAGCAGGACAGGACGACUACGACAGGCUCCGCCCCCUCGCGUACCAAGAGGCUGACGUCAUUCUGGUUUGUUUCGAUGUGACGAACCCCACGAGCUUCGAAAACGUCCUGGUUAAGUGGUUUCCAGAAGUGAGGCAUUUCUGUGGAGACGCUCCUUUGAUCCUCAUCGGCUGCAAAACGGACCUCAGGAACGAGGACGAGUGCCUGAGGAAGCUACGGGCCUCCACCUUAGAACCCGUCACCUACACACAGGGGGAAGACGCCUGCAGACAGAUGAAUGCAGAGGUUUAUCUCGAGUGCUCGGCAAAAUUUCAAGAAAAUGUGGACGAUAUUUUCAAAGAAGCUUCAAGAAGAGCUUUGGUCUUCAGGAAGAAGAAGAGGAGGAGACACAAGAGGAGGUGUCAGGUCCUGUGA
This is a messenger RNA of Knipowitschia caucasica, 603 nucleotides long. The record is from the annotation of a GenBank genome assembly. Lineage: Eukaryota; Metazoa; Chordata; Actinopteri; Gobiiformes; Gobiidae.